Molecule: messenger RNA, 1485 nt
Organism: Symbiodinium sp. CCMP2456
Lineage: Eukaryota; Dinophyceae; Suessiales; Symbiodiniaceae
Source: the annotation of a GenBank genome assembly
AUGGUGCGCAUCGACCUCGAGGUUCCAGUCCCCGCGGUCUACAGAGGUGUGGUCAUCGGGAAAGGUGGCGAGACUCUCAAGCGGCUGCAGGACGAGUUCCGUGUCAGCAUCACUGUCCCAAAAGAUGAUUCGCGCCCGGUGCGAGUCAAAGGUCCCGUGAGCAAGUGCCAGGCGUGCGCCGACGAGAUUCAGAAGAUGAUUCAGAAGCACGGUCGAGCUCCGAAAAAAGCUAAGGCAAAGAAGCCCACACAAAACAGCCAUACCGCAUACCCACCAGAGUGCCCCCUUUGCAAGUCCACGAUGAACUCCAUGCGGGAGGCCUUGUUGCACCUUCAGAGCUCCAAGCACCAGACAGCCGUGCUCGAUGCAUGCUCCGAAGUCUCCUGCUGGCUGUCGGAGGGCAAGACUUUGGAUGUGCAGGAAGUGCAGGGCUUGUUGAAGGUACCAGUGUACCGGGAUCUUCAUGAAGCGCACGGAUUCAAGCCUGAAGACCUUCUUGCUUCCGCAGUUGUGGAGCUGCAGAGACUCUCAAGGGUGCAGGAGAUACAUGAAGACUCGCUGCGUCUGAGCGCGGAUCCGGCAUGGCUGAAGGUCGAGGGCCGCAUGGUGGUGGAGUGGAAUGACACACCCUUGACAGGAGCAGUUGCCCUAGAGUGCGCCCCAGACUUGGUGGACAUGAUGGAGCGUUGCCGCCUGCAGGCGCCUCCAGUUGCAAGGGUCCCAACGGUGCUCCCGGCGCCCCUCCCGCGGGGAAACCACAAGCAAAAGAGCAAGGACGUGCUGAGAGGCGCUCACAAGUAUCCUGGCGAACCUGGAAGUGGCCGCCUGGGCAUUGCCAUCAUGCGGAAGUUUGGUGUGCCGGAGUGUGACAUUGUGUGUGGCACGUCAUUCAUCAAAGCCCUCGCUGGUGAUUCAGGCAGAGUCAAGGACACUUAUUACCUGCAAAAAUUCAAGAACACGAUUUGCGUGCUGCACAUUCCCAAGCGUUAUCACAACCAAGACGAUGCAGGACAUGCAGUAGAGCGCUUACUUUGUGGCGAGGCAGCUUUCUGCCAGUUUGCCGCUACGACGCUGCGGGUAGACGGCACGAGCUUCUUCGUUACCUCAGAGGUGGAUGCAGUGGACGAAUCUGGGGAGUUGCUGGAGAUCAAAAGCUCCAAGCACGGGAAACCUAUUUCCAAAGAGGGAGUCUUACAGACCCUGGUGAAUGGAUCGAAAGCAUUUCUUUGCUGCAGUUUGGAUGAGGGGCAAACGAAGCUUCUUGAUGCGUGGGUAGCUCCUGCGAAACAGGUUCAGCAGGAUUAUCGGCAAAGCUUGAUCUACUACGGGCAGCGUGCAAGGUUAAUGCUGGCGAAGGUACUGCAGCAUUUCUCGGAGAAUCAGAGCACUGCGUCGGUGUGGAAACUGACCUUUGAUGAUUGCAAGCUGCCUGUCUUUGACUCGUCAGAGACUGUGCACGUCUUGCCGCUAGGGCUUGAUUCGUAG